GCCCAGCCCUCAGGGACCAAACCCAGCCCCAUCCAGCGUGGAAGCCACCAGGGAAUCACAGCACAGACAGACCUCGGGUUGUCCUGCCAGGCUGCUGCAGAGAAACUCCCACCAGGAGGGUGAAAGGAGCAGGCAAGCAGGAGGAGGAUGGCAGAAAUGGAGCUGAGUAAGAAGUGCCCCCUGGUGAAUGGCAGGGCUGCCGAUGGUCAGGACAGCACCUGGAUCCUUCCCAACUUGCCCAGUAAGUGCACAUGGACAGCCACAACGCCUGCCAGCAAGUCUCCACACUCCUGUGUUCCCUUGACAGAAGAAAAGAAGAUCUUGCCCAAUAUCCUCAAGAAAAUUGGCCACACCCCAAUGGUCCAAAUCAACAAGAUUGGGAAGUCCUAUGGGCUCAAGUGUGACCUCUUGGCAAAAUGUGAGUACUUCAACGCGGGGGGCAGCGUGAAGGACCGCAUCAGCCUCAGGAUGGUGGAGGAUGCUGAGAGAGCUGGGAUUAUCAAACCAGGAGACACCCUGAUUGAACCCACGUCAGGAAACACAGGGAUUGGGCUGGCCCUGGUGGCUGCACUCAAGGGUUACCGCUGCAUCAUCGUCCUGCCAGAGAAAAUGAGCAUGGAGAAGGUCGAUAUCCUGAAGGCCCUGGGUGCUGAAAUCAUCAGGACGCCCUGCACUCGCUUUGAUGCCCCCGAGUCCAACGUCCGCGUGGCCUGGAAGCUGAAAAAUGAAAUCCCAAACUCUCACAUCUUGGACCAGUACAGAAACCCCAGCAACCCCCUGGCUCACUACGACACCACGGCCGAGGAGAUCCUGGAGCAGUGUGAAGGCAAGGUGCACAUGGUGGUGAUUGGGUCUGGCACAGGAGGAACCAUCACUGGUGUGGCCAGGAAGCUGAAGGAGAAGUGCCCAGAGUGCAAGAUCAUUGGCGUGGACCCUGAUGGCUCCAUCGUCGCCCUGCCCAGCGAGAUGAACAAGAGCAACACCACAACCAUCGAGGUGGAGGGCAUUGGGCACGACUUCAUCCCCACUGUCCUGGACAGAUCUGUGGUGGAUCAGUGGUACAAAUGCAACGACAGAGACUCGUUCCUCAUGUCCCGCAGACUGAUCAGAGAGGAGGGGCUGUUGUGUGGUGGCAGCUCGGGCAGUGCCAUGUCUGUGGCUGUGAGAGCUGCCAGGGACCUGCAGGAGGGCCAGCGCUGCGUUGUCGUCCUGCCCGACUCCGUCCGGAACUACAUGUCCAAAUUUGUGAAUGAUCAGUGGAUGAUAAAAAACGGGUUCCUAAAUGACGCCCAGGAGCACAAGCCUUGGUGGUGGAACAUCAAGGUGCAGAAACUGAAUCUCUUGGCCCCUCUCACCCUCCUCCCAGAAGUCAGCUGUCAAAAGGCAAUUGAGAUCCUGCAGGAGAAAGGAUGUGACCAAGCUCCUGUUGUUGCUGAGUCAGGGCUUAUUUUGGGAAUGGUGACCCUCAGCAACACCCUGAGCUCCGUGCUGGAUGGAAAUGUGGAGUUCUCAGACCCUGUCACCAAGGUCACCUACGACCAGUUCUCCAAGAUCAGCCCGGAGGACAGCCUUGGGAAGCUUUCCUGCCUCCUGGAGAACGACCACUUUGCCAUCGUUGUACAUGAGCAGACACAGUUCAGUGGAAAUGGCAGCUCCUCCACGAAGCAGACUGUGCUUGGAGUGGUCACAUCCAUGGAUCUCCUCACCUUUGCCAGCAGGAAUGAGAAGAAGUAGCAGAGCAGCUCAGCUGCCCCCCUCCUCCAGCAGGUCCAGGUGUGCCCCUGAGCCCAAACCACCUGGGCAAGGGAGCCUCUGGCCCAAUGCAGCCAAUACUUUUUCAAAAUGCCCAGGAGAAAAUUGUGAUGUGUUCUAUUUGUCUGCCAAAUGCCACCCAGAGUAUCACUAAAGAGGAGAUAACUGAAGAAAUUGUCUUUAACAGCCACGCGUGCUCACAUGGAGCUUCCCAGGGCUGGGCAGGGAAUCUGGGAAGGUCAGCUUGGGAAGGGGAUGGUUCUUCCUGCCCAGAGUUUAGCAGGAGGAGCUUUGGUGAGUUUGGCAGCUGCAGGUACCUGUGCACUGCCCGUGGUGCCGCUGCUGAGGGUUAUCCUUGGGGCCAGAGCCCAUUUCUGCCACAAGAGCAGCAGGGCUGGGGGCAAGUCAGGGCACUGCUGCACCCUUCUGCCCCUCUCUGCCCAGCCAGGCAGGCUGCAGGCACCCCCAGGAGCCAUUCCCCUCACCCCUGGGGAUGUUUGCCCCCAAGGAGGCAGCAGGAGAGUGUGGAUCUUCACUUCUGUUUGCCAGGCUCGGGAUUAAAUGCGUGAGAUGGUA
Molecule: messenger RNA, 2328 nt
Organism: Haemorhous mexicanus (house finch)
Lineage: Eukaryota; Metazoa; Chordata; Aves; Passeriformes; Fringillidae
Product: cystathionine beta-synthase-like
Exons: 16
Coding region: 148-1734 (528 amino acids)
Cellular component (GO): cytoplasm
Molecular function (GO): cystathionine beta-synthase activity; cysteine synthase activity
Source: RefSeq, a predicted model, not a curated record